AUGAGGGCCGUGUUGACGUGGAGAGAUAAAGUCGAGCAGUGUGUAUAUGACCUCGCGUUCAAGCCUGAUGGAACCCAACUGAUUUUGGCUGCAGGAAACAGAUUACUGGUUUAUGACACAUCUGAUGGCACCUUGCUUCAGCCCCUAAAGGGACACAAGGACACCGUAUACUGUGUGGCAUAUGCGAAGGACGGCAAACGCUUUGCUUCUGGAUCGGCUGACAAAAGCGUUAUAAUCUGGACGUCAAAAUUGGAAGGCAUUCUGAAGUACACGCACAACGACUCCAUCCAGUGUGUCUCCUACAACCCCAUCACCCACCAGCUGGCAUCCUGUUCCUCCAGCGACAUCGGCUUAUGGUCCCCUGAGCAGAAGUCUGUCUCCAAGCACAAGUCCAGCGGCAAGGUCACCUGCUGCAGCUGGACCAACGACGGGCAGUACCUGGCCCUGGGGAUGUUCAACGGGGUCGUCAGCAUCCGCAACAAGAGCGGCGAGGAGAAGGUGAAGAUCGAGCGGCCGGGGGGCUCCCUCGCCCCCAUCUGGUCCAUCUGCUGGAACCCGUCCAGAGAGGAACGUAAUGACAUCCUGGCUGUAGCUGACUGGGGACAGAAGCUUUCCUUCUACCAGCUGAGUGGAAAACAGAUCGGGAAGGACCACUCCCUGAACUUCGACCCCUGCUGCAUCAGCUACUUUACUAAAGGGGAGUACAUUUUGCUGGGGGGGUCAGACAAGCAAGCGUCCCUUUUCACCAAGGACGGCGUGCGGCUCGGGGCCAUUGGGGAGCAGACCUCCUGGGUGUGGACGUGUAAAGUGAAGCCCGACUCCAACUACGUGGUGGUGGGCUGCCAGGAUGGCACCGUUUCCUUCUACCAGCUGAUUUUCAGCACAGUCCACGGGCUCUACAAGGACCGCUACGCCUACAGGGAUAGCAUGACGGAUGUCAUCGUGCAGCACCUGAUCACCGAGCAGAAAGUUCGGAUUAAAUGCAAAGAACUUGUCAAGAAAAUUGCCAUCUACAAGAAUCGAUUAGCGAUCCAGCUGCCUGAAAAGAUCCUUGUCUACGAGCUGUACUCUGAGGACUCGCUGGACAUGCGCUACCGGGUGAAGGAGAAGAUUGCCAGGAAGUUCGAGUGCAACCUCCUGGUGGUGUGUGCCAGCCACAUCAUCCUCUGUCAGGAGAGGCGGCUGCAGUGCCUGUCCUUCAGUGGCGUGAAGGAGCGGGAGUGGCAGAUGGAGUCUCUCAUUCGCUACAUUAAGGUGAUCGGCGGCCCCCCAGGAAGGGAGGGUCUGUUGGUCGGCCUGAAGAACGGACAGAUCCUCAAGAUCUUUGUGGACAAUCUCUUCGCCAUCAUCCUGCUGAAGCAGGCCACUGCCGUGCGCUGCCUGGACAUGAGCGCCUCCCGCAACAAGUUGGCCGUGGUGGACGAGAAUGACAUGUGCCUGGUGUACGACAUCCACACCAAGGAGCUGCUCUUCCAGGAGCCGAAUGCCAACAGUGUGGCCUGGAACACCCAGUGUGAGGACAUGCUCUGCUUCUCGGGCGGCGGCUACCUCAACAUCAAGGCCAGCACCUUCCCGGUGCACCAGCAGAAGCUGCAGGGCUUCGUGGUCGGCUACAACGGCUCCAAGAUCUUCUGCCUCCACGUCUUCUCCAUGUCGGCCGUGGAGGUGCCACAGUCCGCACCAAUGUACCAGUACCUGGACAGGAAGAUGUUCCGAGAAGCCUACCAGAUCGCCUGCUUGGGCGUGACAGACACUGACUGGCGCGAGCUGGCCAUGGAAGCCCUGGAAGGACUGGAGUUUGAGACAGCAAAGAAGGCCUUCACCAGAGUACAAGACCUCCGUUAUUUAGAGCUCAUCAGCAGCAUUGAGGAGCGGAAGAAGCGGGGAGAGACCAACAAUGACCUGUUUCUGGCAGAUGUGUUUUCCUACCAGGGGAAGUUCCACGAGGCCGCCAAACUGUACAAGAGGAGCGGGCACGAGAACCUCGCGCUCGACAUGUACACGGACCUGCGCAUGUUCGAGUACGCCAAGGAUUUCCUUGGAUCUGAAGACCCCAAAGAAACAAAGAUGCUAAUCACCAAACAGGCCGACUGGGCUCGAAACAUCAAUGAGCCCAAAGCUGCCGUGGAGAUGUACAUCUCGGCGGGCGAGCACCGCAAGGCCAUCGAGAUCAGCGGCGACCACGGCUGGGUUGACAUGCUCAUCGAGAUUGCCCGCAAGCUGGACAGGGCCGAGCGGGAGCCGCUGCUGCUGUGUGCUCACUUCUUCAAGAAGCUGGAUAACCCUGGCUACGCUGCGGAGACCUACCUGAAGAUUGGCGACCUCAAGUCCUUGGUUCAGCUGCACGUGGAGACCCAGCGCUGGGACGAGGCCUUCGCCUUGGGUGAGAAGCACCCCGAGUUUAAGGAUGACAUCUACGUGCCCUAUGCUCAGUGGCUCGCAGAGAACGAUCGUUUUGAGGAAGCCCAGAAAGCGUUCCACAAGGCUGGGCGGCAGGGCGAGGCGGUCCGGGUGCUGGAGCAGCUCACGCAUAACGCUGUGGUCGAGAGCAGGUUUAAUGACGCUGCCUAUUAUUACUGGAUGCUCUCCAUGCAGUGCCUCGACAUAGCUCAAGACCCUGCCCAGAAGGAGGUGAUGCUCGGCAAGUUCCACCACUUCCAGCACCUGGCCGAGCUGUACCACGGCUACCAUGCCAUCCAGCGAUAUGUGGAGGAGCCGUUCAGCUUCCACCUUCCUGAGACGCUCUUCAACAUCUCCAGGUUCCUGCUUCACAGCCUGACCAAGGACACGCCCCUGGGUAUCUCCAAAGUGAACACGCUGUUCACCCUGGCCAAACAGAGCAAGGCCCUGGGCGCCUACAAGCUGGCCCGGCACGCCUACGACAAGCUGCAGGGCCUGCAGACCCCCGCCCGAUUCCAGAAGUCCAUCGAGCUGGGCAGCCUGACCAUCCGCUCCAAGCCCUUCCAUGACAGUGAGGAGCUGGUACCUCUGUGUUACCGCUGUUCCACCAACAACCCGCUGCUCAACAACCUGGGCAACGUCUGCAUCAACUGCCGCCAGCCCUUCGUCUUCUCCGCCUCUUCCUACGAGGUGCUGCACCUGGUUGAAUUCUACCUGGAGGAGGGGAUCACAGACGAAGAAGCCGUCUCCCUCAUUGACCUAGAGGCGCCAAGACUCAAGCGGGAGAACAAAUGGCAAGAGAUCACAAGCAACAAUGCCCAGACCCUGAGGCUGGAUGAGAGCAUGGACUCCGUGGGGGACGAUGACCCCUUCACGGCCAAGCUGAGCUUCGAGCAAGGUGGCUCGGAGUUCGUGCCCGUGGUGGUGAACCGCUCCGUGCUGCGCUCCAUGAGCCGGCGGGACGUCCUCAUCAAGCGUUGGCCGCCGCCCCUGCAGUGGCAGUACUUCCGCUCCCUGCUGCCUGACGCCGCCAUCACCAUGUGCCCCUCCUGCUUCCAGAUGUUCCACUCGGAGGACUAUGAGCUGCUGCUGCUUCAGCACACCUGCUGCCCCUACUGCCGGAGGCGUGCGGACGACCCCAGCCCCUGA
Molecule: messenger RNA, 3549 nt
Organism: Rangifer tarandus platyrhynchus (Svalbard reindeer)
Lineage: Eukaryota; Metazoa; Chordata; Mammalia; Artiodactyla; Cervidae
Source: the annotation of a GenBank genome assembly